This is a messenger RNA of Microthlaspi erraticum, 5301 nucleotides long. The record is from the annotation of a GenBank genome assembly. Lineage: Eukaryota; Viridiplantae; Streptophyta; Magnoliopsida; Brassicales; Brassicaceae.
AUGUCGGCAGCAAUGGAUAGAGCUUUGAUGGCUUUGUCCAUCGAAGAGGAAGAUAAACCGUUAGUCCUUCCGAAUCGGCCAGAGUAUAGCUCUUGCGGGAAUAAUGCGCUCAGUUUGAUUGGGAGAAUUCUCAACCCCGAUUUUCAGAAAGUCCAUCAUCUGAUUACAGAUCUUCCUCGGAAAUGGGGAAAUGCAAGGAGGGUUCGAGGUGUAGCGUUGACGAGGGAAAGGUUUCAGUUCUUUUUCAGGUCAGAGUAUGAACUUCUUGAUAUUUUGGACAGAGGAGUGCAGUCGCAUAAUGAUUGGGCGAUUGCUAUGGAAAGAUGGGUGGAGAAAGAGCCGGAUGGUUAUCUUCAGUUCAUUCCUCUGUGGGUUCAAAUUAACAAUAUGCCAGUGAACCACUACACAACCCAAACGAUUUGGGACAUUGGAGAUGUUUUGGGUGAGGUCAAAGAAAUAGCGUAUGAUGAUUCGAAGUCUCAGGGCCAACACUUUGUCAGAGUAAAGGUAAUGUUCAAUGUGGCAAUGCCUCUGCGGAAAACGAAGCUGAUUGAUUUGCCGUCGGGAGAGCAGGUGAUGAUGGAAUUUGUCUAUGAGAAAAUCAAAAAACGCUGUUUCAACUGUCAAAGGUUAAAUCAUGCCAACGAUUUGUGCCCACUACUCAUCAAAGCAAGGCAGGAGAAAGCUGCGGACAGACGGCUGAAAGCUGUGGCGGAAAAGAAAGAGGAGCACCUGAUCAUCAAAGAAUCGGAUCCUUUGUUUGGAGUCCUGAAUGAGGAUCAAGUAGGUGUUAAUCCUCUAACUGGGCGUCCUAAAAUCAAUCCAGAAGUGCUCGAAGAAAUGAGAAAAUAUCUGGUGACGGUCAAUGGAGAUGACCUUGCAGUAAAACAGGAGAGAGUUAAGUCCACUAUUGCGGAAGUGGAACUGGAUCCCAGUGCUCAGAAGAUCAUACUGCGGAUGGAAACGAGACCUAUGGUGUCUAGGGAUGUUGAGCCGCCGAGGAUGUGGCAGGAAGGGAAUGGAGAUUUGAGGUACAAGUUGGAUGCUUUAAGAGUUCACCAGGAUGUUUUUCCUCCAUCGGGUUGUCUUACGGUAUAUGAUCCUACCCUCAACGAGGCUGGAUCAUCCGGAACAACUGUGGUUAAAGGGAAAGCAAGGAAGAGACAAGUGAAAAGACUGAGAAUUGGAAAACUCAAAUCGGAGUUGUGUCUGGCUCCUAUCACGGAGAUAAAGAAGAAUGGCAAAGGAGUUUUGGCUCCAAAGAGGAAAACAGCUACUCAGAAUGAUUCUAAAAUCCAAAACGCGAGGCGUAAGAACCAGAAGGGAGUGGGGUGGCCUCAAGACUUGGUGAUUCCGCGCCUCAAGGAGCUGCGUAAAAAGCAUUUCCCGGAGGUUAUGUUCUUAAUGGAGACGAUGAAUUGUAGAAAUGUGAUUGUUGAUUUGCAAGAAUGGUUAGGUUACAAAAGAGUGUACACAGUGGAGCCAAUCGGAAAGAGUGGCGGUUUGGCUCUGUUUUGUAAGCAUGGUGUAGAUAUUGAGAUGUUGGUGGCAACCAAGAAUCUGUUGGAUUUGCAUGUGCAGUUUGGAGUUUUUUCUUUCUUCGUUUCUUGUGUGUAUGGGGCUCCUGAUAAAUCGAAUAGAGUGGCUGUGUGGGAGGUAAUCAGUCGUAUUGGGGUCUCAAGGAAAGCGAGUUGGUGUAUGUUAGGAGAUUUCAAUGAGAUCACGCAUAAUGGAGAGAAAUUAGGUGGUCCCAAAAGAAGUCUUCAGUCCUUCCAGCCGUUUGUUAAUAUGUUGGAGGAUUGUGGGAUGUCUGAGUUGGUGAGUCAUGGAAAUGGUUUCACGUGGGGAGGGUUCAGAGGAAAGUGGUGGAUUCAGAGUAGGCUGGAUAGGUGUUUCGGUAACAAGAGUUGGUUUGAUCUGUUUCCAGUGUCUAAUCAAUCCUUCCUGGACAAAAGAGGUUCAGAUCAUCGACCGGUGUUAGUGUGUUUGCAAUCUUCUCAAGAUUCCUACAGAGGUAAUUUCAGAUUCGACAAGAGGUUUUUGUUCCAACCAUUGGUCAAGGAAUCGAUUGCAAUAGCGUGGAAUUCAAGAUAUGGUGGAUCUUCGCAGUCAGUCUCUGACAGAUUGAGAAUUUGUAGAAAAUCUCUAAGCAGGUGGAAAAAGAAGAAGAACAUGAAUGCUAAAGAUCGCUUGCAUCAGUUAGAAAUAAACCUGGAACAGGAGCAAUCAGCGAUGUUACCAUGCACUCAAAGGCUUUGGUAUCUAAAGAGGGAACUGGUUUUGGCUUACAAAGAAGAUGAGAUUUUCUGGAGACAAAAGAGCAGACAAAAAUGGCUCAGAGAAGGUGACAGAAACUCAAAGUUCUUUCAUGAUUCGGUUAAAUGUGAGAGAAACCACAAGAGAUUGGAGGAACUGCUAGACGAGAAUGGGGUGUUACAGAAAUCUGAAGCGGCUAAAGGAGUAGUGGCAGUCUCGUACUUCGAUAAGCUCUUCAGCUCAGCUAAUCCAAUCAACUUUGCAGAGUGGUUUGCAGAUUUCACGCCUAGAGUUUCUUCUGGAAUGAAUGAUUCUUUGAUAAGCUUGAUUUCAGAGGCGGAGAUCAAAGAAGCGGUGUUCUCGAUUAAACCAUCAAGUGCUCCGGGUGCUGACGGAAUGACGGGUUUGUUCUAUCAACACUACUGGAGUAUAGUUGGUAAACAAGUGACAAAGGAAGUGAAAGAUUUCUUCUUUUCCGGAAUCUUCCCAAAAGAAUGGAACUUCACGCACAUCAGUCUGUUGCCAAAAGUGACGAAUGCUUCCAAGAUGACAGAGCUAAGGCCAAUUAGCUUGUGUUCAGUGCUCUACAAGAUAGUUUCUAAGAUUUUGGUGAAAAGGAUGCAACCGUUUCUAAAUCAGCUGGUCUCUGUUAACCAAUCGGCUUUUGUUUCAAACAGGUUGAUUUCUGAUAAUGUUGUGAUUGCACAUGAACUGGUCCAUGGGUUGAGGACGCAUCCGGUUAUAUCUGCUGAGUUUAUGGCACUGAAAUCAGACAUGUCAAAGGCCUAUGAUAGAGUAGAAUGGAGCUAUGUGAGAGCUCUCCUUCAAGCAUUGGGGUUCCAUCAAGUUUGGGUUGAAUGGGUUAUGUUCUGUAUCACGACAGUCUCUUAUUCAGUGCUCAUCAAUGAUAAACCUCAUGGGAUUAUCACACCACAGAGAGGAUUGAGACAAGGAGAUCCACUCUCGCCCUUUCUCUUUGUUCUCUGCACAGAAGGACUCACACAUCUUCUCAAUAGAGCGGAAAGACUUGGUUUGGUGGAAGGAAUCAGAUUUAGUGAAGAAGGUCCAGCGGUUCAUCAUUUGUUGUUUGCGGAUGACAGUCUUUUCCUGUGUAAAGCGAACGAUCAACAGUGUUUUGCUCUAAAAGGGAUUCUCAAAAUCUAUGGCGAAGUUACGGGGCAGAUGAUCAAUCAUUCAAAAUCCUCAAUUACUUUUGGUUCAAAGAUAGACACAGAUCAAAGGAAAAGGAUCCAGGAGGUGAUGGGGAUUGUGAAUGAAGGUGGUGCUGGAUCGUAUUUGGGAUUACCAGAAUGCUUUAGUGGCUCGAAAAUAGAGCUGCUGGAUUAUUUACGAGAACGAGUGCAGACUAGAGUUUCGGGUUGGUUCUCUAAAAUUCUCUCUCCAGGAGGAAAGGAAACGUUGCUUAAAUCGGUACUGUCUGCAAUGCCUGUUUAUGCAAUGUCUUGUUUCAAGCUUCCUAAGGGUAUUUGUGGGAAACUGAGAAGCGUAAUGGCGGAAUUCUGGUGGUCUUCGGUGGAAAACAAAAAAAAUGUGCAUUGGAUUAGUUGGGAGAAAAUGUGCCUGCCAAAAAACCUGGGAGGGAUGGGUUUUAGAGAUAUUGAAGACUUCAAUCAAGCUCUUUUAGCGAAACAAGCUUGGAGAAUUCUUCAGGAACCAGAGAGCUUAGUGGCGAGGUUGCUUCAGAGCAGAUAUUUCCCAAAAAUAUCUUUUAUGGACUCAAAAGUUGGGACUAGGCCGUCUUUUGCCUGGAGUAGUAUUUUGUGGGGAAGGGAAUUACUGUCUAAAGGCCUGAGAAAGAGAGUUGGGAAUGGUAUUUCGGUAAAAGUAUGGAUUGAUCCAUGGGUUCUGGGUGAUGAAGGGUUGAGAGCUCCUUGGCGUCUAAAUCAGUUCUUCAAUGUGAAUCUGAUUGCUAAGGAUCUUAUUGAUUUUCGGGCUAGAAAAUGGAAUGUUCAGAAGUUGAGAGAAAUCUUUUACCCGGAGGACAUUCGGAGGAUCUUGCAAGAGCAACCGGCAACGAAGAGUGAUGACUACUGGAGUUGGAUUCACAAUCAGAGUGGUGAUUAUUCGGUCAAGUCAGGGUUUUGGUUAGCUUCAAAGGUGAACAAAGCGGAGCUAUUCAGAGAAGCGGCGAUGUUACCUUCGAUAAAUGACCUCAAAAUUCAAGUCUGGGCUCUUAAAACGGAGAAAAAGAUUAAAAUCUUCCUGUGGAAGACUCUCUGUGGAGCGGUGGCAGUUGGAGAUAAGUUACAAGAGAGAGGGUUGAAGGUGCAAAACGUUUGUCAAGCUUGUGGUAGGGAUGGAGAAUCUAUCAACCAUGUUCUCUUCACGUGUACUCUCCCUAGACAAAUGUGGGCCCUAAGCGAUAUGCCAUCUCCGAGGAAUAUCCUCUUGUUUGAUAGUAAGAGUUUCAAUUCGCUGGAGUCGCUGGAGAAGUUAGCGACAGAGGUAGACUUCUGGUUUUUGGCACAGGCAGUCGACAAAGAAUGGGAGUUGCUAGUUGCUUCGGUGAAAGAAACCCCUGUUUUACGGUGGAGACCUCCACCAAAACCGUGGCUAAAGUGUAAUGUGAGUUGUGUGUGGUCGAAAGGAAGGAAGAUGGGAGGUAUGGCGUGGGUUUUACGAGAUGAGAAAGGAUUGGUGCUUUUGCAUAGUAGAAGAUCAUUUGUGAAUCUGGGAAGCCGUUUGGAGUGCAGUUUUAGAGGGACUUUGUGGGCUUUACAUUGUUUGCGUAGCCAUGGAGUCGAGAGAGUAGUGGUGGCGGUAGAAGAAAAGGUGGUGGCUGGUGUUUUGGAAAGGCCGAAGGCUUGGCCUUCUUUCAGGUAUCAAGCGGAUUUGUUAGGUGAGAUUCUUGCUAGUUUUUGGAGUUGGAAAGUGGAGCUAGAACCUCGUUGUGCCAACAGAGGGGCUUUUUUCAUUGCUCAGAGGGUUAUUAGGUGUGAACUCUAUCAAUCUUAUGUAACGAGUAGUCACCCUGGUUGGUUAAAUAACCUUUUUGAAAGUGAGAAAGCUCUUCCCUCUGUUUGA